Petromyzon marinus (sea lamprey) is the source of this 823-nucleotide messenger RNA. The record is from RefSeq and is a predicted model, not a curated record. NCBI's taxonomy places the organism in Eukaryota, Metazoa, Chordata, Hyperoartia, Petromyzontiformes, Petromyzontidae.
CGCAACAAUGACGUCACGAGAGACCGGCGGUGCAUGACGUCACGAAGCCACUCCGACUCACCACGUUGGUCGGGAAAACCGAUCGACCAUCGGACUUGAAGCAGGAUCAGAUGAAUCAAAUAUACAUUUGACAACAAUAACACCACAACAACAACAGCAGCAGACAUAUAAUGGCUCUGGCUAUUGUUACAAACGCUUUGAACGCGUUAAUCAAGCCCGCCGAGCAAGCUGGCGGGACGCUGCAGCCCAGGGGAAGCGCUGCUGGCAUCUUUCAGGAGCAACCUCGACGCUCUGGGAUGUCUGCUGCAGCAGCCGGACGCGGCCGGGCAGGCCCUGCGGCGACUCCGAGGAGGCGUCUGCGCGAACACGAGCGCCCUCAAGCCACUACUGGGCCCGGCGAUGGACGGCGCCGGCGGGCCAGGGAGGGCGACGCCGCGUUCCGGUUCGGCUCCGAGUGCCUCCUGUUGCUGCUCGCGCUCAAGGCCGCCAUGGCGGAGGCUCGGGCGUCCGCGGAGGCGCGACGCGGGCCGCCCCCGCCCCCCGCGGCGAGGGUCCGGACGGGCGAGGCCGCCCCUCCGCCGCCGCUGCCCGCCGACGCGCUCGGCGUAGGGCAGACGCGCACCGUGCAGGCUGCGCUGCAGUUCGCCGUCACGCUCACCGUGUGCCCGCACCUCUUGCCGCGGGUGAGUCGGGGAAGCCCCUGUUCGUUUUCCGCGUCAGCGAGCCCGCGCGAUUGGUACGUGUGUGUGUGUGUGUUCUCUCUCUCUCUGUGUGUCUCUGUUUGUUUUCAAAAACGGCCCUAUUUUCUCUCUCUCUAAAAUUU